This is a messenger RNA of Xenopus tropicalis (tropical clawed frog), 942 nucleotides long. RefSeq names its product olfactory receptor family 5 subfamily AR member 36 (gene or5ar36). The record is from RefSeq and is a predicted model, not a curated record. The transcript has a single exon. Bases 1 to 942 code for a protein of 313 amino acids. Gene Ontology annotation, biological process: signal transduction; detection of chemical stimulus involved in sensory perception of smell; G protein-coupled receptor signaling pathway. Gene Ontology annotation, molecular function: olfactory receptor activity; G protein-coupled receptor activity. NCBI's taxonomy places the organism in Eukaryota, Metazoa, Chordata, Amphibia, Anura, Pipidae. Gene Ontology annotation, cellular component: membrane; plasma membrane.
AUGGAAAAUCAAACAACUGUGGAUAUAUUGGUUCUCGCUGGUCUGUCUGAUCUUCCGAGUCUUCAGCUUCCUCUGUUCGUGGUGUUUCUUCUGAUCUACAUCUUGACUCUAAUUGGGAACCUUCUCAUCCUUCUCCUGAUCUUCACUGAUUCCCAUCUUCACACCCCCAUGUACUUCUUCCUUGGAACCCUGGCAUGUCUGGAUACAGGUUACUCCUCAGUCACCGCCCCAAGGUUGCUUUAUGAUUUGUUUACAGAACAAAGGACCAUUUCAGUGCGGGCUUGUAUAGCUCAGAUCUAUUUCUUCUUUCUUUUUGCUACAUCAGAGGUGUCCUUGCUGGCAGUGAUGUCCUAUGACAGAUACAUUGCAAUUUGCCACCCUCUUAAUUACAUGCAGAUAAUGAGAUGGGAAGUUUGCAUUAAGCUUGUAUCCGUCGUGUUGGUUUUUGCUGCAACGUAUUCCUUGUUGCAAACUCUUUUAUUAAAUAAACUGACCUUUUGCAAAUCAGAUGCUUUGCAAAGUUUCUUUUGUGAACUGCCCCAGCUGCUAAAGGUCUCCUGUAGUGACACAUUAACCAACACACUGGUCAUUAAUAUCCUUGGUAUAUUGUUUGGACUAAUAAUCCUAGGAGUUAUCUUUUCCCCUUACAUCUCUAUUCUCCAUGCUGUUCUAAAAAUUCAAUCCAAAAACAUGAGAUCCAAAGCUUUCUCCACCUGCUCCUCCCAUCUAACUGCUGUCUUCAUAUUUUACAGUACUACUUUCUUCAACUACUUUCGUUCAAAUGGCAAUGAUUCAACUGAUCAUUUUACUGCAGACAAAGUGGCUUCCGUAUGCUAUGCUAUAUUAACCCCCUUUCUGAACCCUCUCAUCUAUAGUCUGAGGAACCAGGAGCUCAAAACAUCCCUAAAGAAGACCUUACAAAGGCAUCAAAUGUUUGGAUAA